AGGCGCCGUCGCCAUGUUGACGCACGACCGUGAGAUGGGACGCUGCUUUCAGAAAUAAUAAUAAUGGCGUUAAUAACAAGGAAAGGACGAGGCUGUGCGACCUGCAGCGCUGUUUAAGGAAGGGGAUUCUUGUGUCGGAUUUGUUCUUGUGUCUUUUGGGAGUGAUUCGAUCUCGCCGCUCCCUUGAAUGCAUUGUCGGUUGGAGUGUCGUUAGCCAUGAGCCGACCAUCGUCAGCCGGCGGCGGGAAAGCGGGCAAACACACGGCGGCGGCGGCUGUGGCGGCGGCAGCGGCUGGAGCAGGAUCAGGAUCGGGAGGAGGAGGUGGCGGUAGUAGUGCUGGAGGAGGAGGAGGAGGAGGAGGUGGUGGUGGAGGAGGGAGCGGCAAUCCAGCCAUAGCAGCAGCGGCGGUGGCGGCUGCAGCAGCGGCGGCGGCAGCGGCGGCGGCAGUGGGAGGAUCCAGCCCGCCUCAGCCCGAACUCACUUCCCUCUUCGAGUGCCCGGUGUGUUUUGAUUAUGUGUUGCCGCCCAUCCUGCAGUGCCAGGCCGGACACCUGGUAUGUAACCAGUGCCGGCAGAAACUUUCCUGCUGCCCGACUUGCAGGGGCCCUCUCACCCCCAGCAUCAGAAACUUGGCCAUGGAGAAAGUGGCUUCCACUAUCCCUUUCCCAUGUAAGUAUGCUUCAGCUGGCUGUCUCUUGUCGCUGCACCACACAGAAAAGCCAGAACAUGAAGAGGUGUGUGAGUUUCGGCCAUACAUGUGCCCUUGUCCAGGAGCAUCCUGCAAGUGGCAAGGAGCGUUGGAAGCAGUCAUGCCUCACCUCAUGCAUACACACAAAAGCAUUACAACUCUGCAAGGGGAGGACAUAGUAUUUCUGGCAACUGAUAUCAACCUUCCUGGUGCGGUGGAUUGGGUUAUGAUGCAGUCCUGCUUUGGUCACCACUUCAUGCUGGUGCUUGAGAAACAAGAGAAGUAUGAAGGCCAUCAACAGUUCUUUGCCAUUGUUCUUCUAAUAGGCACGCGUAAGCAAGCUGAAAACUUCGCCUACAGAUUGGAACUGAAUGGAAACCGCAGACGCCUCACAUGGGAGGCCACACCAAGGUCUAUCCAUGAUGGAGUUGCAGCAGCAAUCAUGAAUAGUGAUUGCUUAGUCUUUGAUACCUCCAUAGCUCAUCUUUUUGCAGAUCAUGGGAACUUGGGCAUUAAUGUUACGAUCUCAAUGUGCUGAAUUGCAUUGUUGUAAUACAGCAGUGUACACGUAACAAUUGAAUGUUUUCAAUUCAGUGGAUGCAGUAGGCAAAAGAAUGCAGUUCUAUAUACUUUUCAGCACCUUGCCUGUGUAAUUGGUGCUAGCCCAUUUGACUGCUCCAUGCGUGCAUGUGUUGGAAUGUAAUGAAGGCAUGCUCAGCACGUGAUUCCAAGCCUGACUAAAAGAAGAUGGAAAUAAAAACACCAAAACAAAUCCAAGUUGUUGCAACUGUUUUAUAAAGGAAAAGUGAUUCAAUCUUUUUUGUAAAGAAUAAUCUUUUCCUUCUUUGUGAAAUGUAAGUUCAAAUUAUUUGAGGCAAAUUAUUCAAGAUGUAUUUGUAUACGGGUCCAGUGUAUAGAACUACAUUAUGCGCCACAUCAGUACUUAAAAAUGCAAAGCCAGUAGAUGCUUGUGCCUAUCUUAAAUAUGCUUCAGGAGAACAGUAUCUGAAUAGUUAUUUAUGAAAAUCAAUAAUGGUGAAGGACCAUGGCAUGAAGUUAUUCUUUGUUUGUUGCCAUGACAGAUGGGUUUUGUUGCAAUUUUUUUUUAGGUAAAAUGUUGGGAACAAAGUUGCAGAGUAGAAAUGUGGGUUCCCUUAUACUUAAAGCAGUCAUGGAUAAAUCUAGUAUCAGCAUUGUUCACUGUUAUAAUCCCUAAUAUAUCUGUAUGCAGCUAUUUGUAUUGGAUUAAGUUCUUUUCAAAUUCUUUGUUACUAAAUUGUCUAAUCAAAUGUGUAAAUGUUGACUGUAGGCUCAUAUUUUGAGUCAUCUGUUUAUUAUUUGUAUCCUGAACAAGAGAAGUUGCUUUACUCCAGAAAGUGUACAAUGAGUACAUUGGCUAGCUUUGUAUUGAACUGCACAGCUAGGUUCACUGAUUCAAUAAUAACAUUAAUUUCUUUAAAACAUGAAAUGCUAGAAUAAUUGUGUAGAACCAGUCAGUAUUUAUUAAUGAAUUACAACUGUUAGCUAUAAUGAGCUUGCUGACUUCUAAAUGAUAUUGAACAAAACGUUGUUUAAAAGAAAUUUUCAAGUUAGAUUAGAAUUUAACCAAUGUGCUAGCAGAAUACUAAAGAACUAAGGACAUCAUAAGAUUUGCAAACGUAUAAUUUAUCAAAGUGUUUGGUCAUUUUCAAUUAUUUUUGUGAAAGUAAGCAGGGCAUGGAGUGCCAGUAAAGGAAAUUGUCUUUCCAGUCCUGUCCCUCCACCCUACCUAUCUUUGAUUUAAAAACAGCGUUUCAUAAUUUGCUGCAUCCAGUGGGAUGAUUAUUUACUUCUAAAAAUUUCAAUCUGGAACACACAUGACUUCAGUUUGAUUUAUCUGCUAUCGUCUUCCUCUUUGCUCUCUUCCUGUCUCCCAUGUAGUUGUGCUUUUUAUUAUCUCAUACAGAUUAUUAAAAAGCUUGUGGAUCCAACUCCGUUACAUGCCCUGAGUCACUAUGGGUGCAGUUUUUAUAGAUAGUGGAUCCAGUUACAUCAAUUUUCACAAAUACCUGUUGCUAUUCAUAGUCCAUCACCUAAAUUUCAGAAAACCCUUGAUUCAGAUUUAAAAGCAAUUACUGAUUCCUAUUACUGUUCGUUUUAAAGUGUUGGCUACCUGCUCACCAGAGCAGCGUGUUUACAUUUUUCUUUUAAAAGUAAGACUUUCUUUGCUAUAUUAUGAGUAGUGUAUCCAAUGAUGAAUUGCCAUCUCCCAAUAAAGGAAUUUAGACUUAUCUAGGGUAUGCCUUUAUCUGGUAACUAUUUCGACAGCAGAUAGUUUGCAAGUCUGAUUUAAGAUUCGUUUUAAAAAUUUAACCCCUUUCACUGCUGACACUUUAUAUUUAAUACAGGUAGGAACUUCAUACUGACCAAUCCCCCUCACACAGAAUAUAAAUUAAGGUGAAAAUGCAAUUAGAAUCUGAAAUUUAAGGUAUUUUGGUUCAGACAAAUUUCAUGGUUCAACAUCAUUGAUGUAAACCACUGAGACUUUAUCAUCCUUGCACUGUGGUAACUUGGAAUAUUGAAAAUAUUUCAGUAGAAGACCGAACAGCAUUCCUGCCCUUUGCAUCCCUGCAGUAAAGAGAUGGCAAAUCGCUUAAGCAUGUAUUUCUAGGUGAGUGCUUGGAAAUGUCCUGUGGCUUUUGAAGUAAGUGACAGAUAUUUGGACCAAUUCAAGAUUAUUUUUGUGAAACUAAUAAUACUCAAAUAUACCCAGAAGCAUCUUCACUUAGCUUACUUUAACAACCAUAUCAAUCCUACCAUAAUAGCUGCAUGAAUAUACCAUAAUCAUGCAAAUUUCAUUUAAUAUUUUUACAGUUAAUCUAUGAAUUUCCUGCCUGAUUCUUUAUCCUUUGAUUCCCAUUGAUUUUAAUUGAGUCCAUCUUCAGGUACAUAUACAACAUUUGACAAAUAGUAGGAAGCAGCAUCCUUUUUGAGAUAUUCUUUGCGUAGGUCCCCACAUCUUGUAAGAACAAAAUUCCAGCGUCCAGUUAAUAAUGAAGGCCUUGCUUUUGUAGACAUAUAUGUAGUGUCUGCAUUGAAGCCAGUCCAGCUACCAAGAAUGACAGUUCUGGAAGAAAAUUCAAAAAUGUGAUUUAUAGUUAAAGCAUUAAAAUUUAUGUACUCUUGUAAGUGUUCCUGUUAUGUCUCAAUAUCUACUUAUAACUUGUAUUCUUCCUUCAGAAGUUUGAUAUUAAUUUUAAGGAGAGAUCUAAGUAUCUGGUCUUGUCAGCGAUCCAUAAACAGAGAGCAGCAAAAUUUAUAGCUCUUUAGCCUUUUUUGUAAUUAUGGCUGAUGUACCAAUUUUACUUUGAAUAUUGCUUCAGUCAUUUACCAGUUUGAUGUGGGAGUUUGCAAAGAGAAAGAUUGGACGUGCAAUUGAAUAAUGGGUGGGCUGAGGUUGAUGUGAUGGUGAAAGUACAAUCACCAAAGAGAAGUCUGUGCAGUAUUUGCUGCGAGACCUGUUUAAGAUAUCCGAGGUAUCUCCAGGACAGCAAAUAGCAAUAAUUCAUACAUCUUCAAAUUUUGUUUCUUAAUAGUUGCAUAACUGCAUUUUGUUAGAGGUGUUCUGCGCCAUGCCUGGUCUGUUCUUUAACCCUUUUCAGGUAUAAUGUGAGUGUUUUUUACAUAAUGAUAUGAAAAUUUUUUUUUGAUUGAAAAAUACUAUAUUUUUCAUUCUCCACGUGGUGCCUCGUAAUGUGAAUUUCCCACUAUUCAUUUUUUUUGGAGCAUGUUUUUCUGUAUGCAGUUUUGCAGAAUGCAACCUGCACAGGCAUGGUUAUUUUUAAUAGGUAUUUUCCAGAGAUUUCAAUAAACUGCUUUUAGGGCAAUUUUUUAAAAAUCCAUUCUUCCUAUGAAUUUUCAAUGUUAAAAUAUUAAUGCAGUUUGUUAUCUGACAGUUGAUUAAUUUCCAAGGUAAUCAAAGGGAUGUUUAUCCUAGUUCUUCAACUUUCCAUCUAGCAUAUGUCUGAAUAGCACAUCAUGACAUAAUGAUAUGUCAUCUGUUAAUAACAACCUACCCAAGAAAUAGUCUUCAAGGACAAAAAGAACAAGUGUGUUUCAGCCAAACACACUCUCUAAUUUACCCCUUCCACAGCCCCUAACCAGUUGUAUGAUUUAACUUGACUCAAUACUUGAAAUACACCUUCAUUUAAAGAAUGGUGUCCUUUUAAAGUUAAGUGAAUCUACCCUUCUGGCACUGAUCAAGAAGAAUCCAGCUAAGCUUUGAAUGGAUCUGUUAUACCUUUUAAUUAAUCUUCCUUACUAAAACAAACCAGAUUAAAUAUUUAAUAGUAAGUAUAGCCUCUUGCUUGAUCCAAGAGAGCAGUUGGUAAAUCAGUGCUCAAUUUUGGUGUACUAACAUGCUGAGACAUAUGGGUGACCUGUAUAGUUCAGCCAUUUUUAGAAAGCUGCAGCUGAACUUAAUCAAAGUAAAAGCAUAGAAAUGAGUGUGUGCUUAAUGCAGUCAUCUUUUAUACUCUUUCAGCAGUGCAUUCAAUAAAUUUAAUCAAAUAAAAACCCAACAGGGUGACUGUUGCUUUGAAUUUUGUCAAACAUGGUAGUUUAUACUGUAUGAGUUUUUUUAAAAAUUACUUUUGGUAAUUAUGCUAAUGUGCAUUUUUGAAUUCAAAUUUGGAUACUGUGGAUUUCCUGUUGAGCAGGUGUUAACAUUUGUAUUGUAUGAGAUUUUCUGUUUUGUUUUAUAUAUUUGUGUUUCUGUGCUGUGUUUUCUUUGUGUAUGUUUUGUUGUACUGAAAGAACAAAUAUUUCUCUGUUUAAAAAGUUGUUUAAUUCUUAUCACAAAUGGCUGUUAAAAUGCAGUAAAACUUUAGUUUUGAA
Messenger RNA from Hemiscyllium ocellatum (epaulette shark), 5564 nucleotides. RefSeq names its product seven in absentia homolog 2 (Drosophila)-like (gene siah2l). Gene Ontology annotation, biological process: multicellular organism development; proteasome-mediated ubiquitin-dependent protein catabolic process. Gene Ontology annotation, cellular component: cytoplasm. Lineage: Eukaryota; Metazoa; Chordata; Chondrichthyes; Orectolobiformes; Hemiscylliidae. The record is from RefSeq and is a predicted model, not a curated record. Bases 217 to 1227 code for a protein of 336 amino acids. The transcript has 2 exons. Gene Ontology annotation, molecular function: zinc ion binding; ubiquitin conjugating enzyme binding; ubiquitin protein ligase activity.